AUGUUGUAUCCAUGUUGCACUUUGUGUGCCGUUCGGUAUUUCGACCAAGUGGGUGCUUUGAGAACUGGUGGUACCGAACGGUGCCUUCAUCCUCUGUGGGUGGUUACCGAAGACGGGGUCUAUCGGUGUUGCCGUUUGGUGAUGUGCCUUCAAAUAAGAGUGAGAGGUAGGCCUAUUGAAGCAAACUGUGAAGUUACUGUUCGGAAGCUGGUCACACGUCAUGAAGAUGGUGAUCUCCCAAGGCUCUUGGGUGCCUUGAGCAAUAUCUUGGAUGGGUAUGCCACUUGGGAGCUUCUGGAGCUGCUCUUAGAGUUGCUGAUCUGGAGCUUCCAGAAAAGACAAAAUAUAGCUGCCGCCGGAGGAGCUGCCGAACACAAUUCUGAGCAAUUCAGCCUUGGGGCGAGGCAUGUGGGGUUUUCUUUAGCUACCGAACGGUUGGGUGUCUUGAGCAAUUUGUCGGCAUGGUGUACACAGCUAAAGGCUUUGAUAGCCAUGGGAGACUUUAUUGCUCCGGUGGCACCUACACCACAAACUCAUGGAAAUGGACCAUGUGGGUUGCCCUUUGGAUUGCCAUGUGGGCUUCGGUAUGGGUACUCCAUGCAAGCCAUGCAAAAAGAAGAAGAUAUUUUUGGUGAAUUGGAGUAUUGGGCAACUACCAAAUUGGAACUUUUUCAAAGUGAAGGAAUCUGGACAGCUGCCAUUCAUAUUGCUGAAUGGGACUUCGCAGAAUCUUAUCUCAUGGUGGAAUGCACUUGGGUGCCGAAGGAUUGGAACAGAUUUCUGCUCCAUUUUCCAUGCAACGUGACAGCCGUGAAAGCCAUUCAAAGCGGGGUACCGAACGAUGGUGCUGUCACGUUGACUUGGGCCUUUAUGUGCUUUGAAGGAAUUACUGACAUGGGCAGCCGUCAGAAGCUUCCAAACGACAGAUAA
Messenger RNA from Prunus armeniaca (apricot), 930 nucleotides. The record is from the annotation of a GenBank genome assembly. Lineage: Eukaryota; Viridiplantae; Streptophyta; Magnoliopsida; Rosales; Rosaceae.